GAGACCGGGCCAGACACGUAGGCAGGUUUACCUGAGGAAGUACCGUAGGCGCUGAGAUCUGAAAGGAUCAUGGGCCAGAAGACUGUCGAUCGUGCGUUACAGGCAGUGUGCCUGGCACAGGCAAGGCUGGGCAUAGGCGAGCAAGGCUGGGCACCUGGAGAAGGAAGGAAGGAAGGAGCGGAGGCCCCGGUGCCCUGCCCUCAGUGCUGAUUGUCCAGCAAGAGUGACUGACGUGAGCAAACAGAGACCUGGUAGAUUGUCCUGGGCUGUGGCUGGCUGUGGUGCUGGAGCCCUGGGUGGCCCCUGAGCCAGUCCCAGGGAGGAUGAUGAUGCCCCUUGUGCCUGCACUUGUGAUGCUUGGUUUGGUGGCAGGAGCCCAUGGUGACAGCAAACCUGUCUUCGUUAAGGUCCCUGAGGACCAAACUGGGCUGUCAGGAGGGGUGGCGUCCUUCGUGUGCCAAGCUACAGGGGAGCCCAAGCCACGCAUCACAUGGAUGAAGAAGGGGAAGAAAGUCAGCUCCCAGCGCUUCGAGGUAAUUGAGUUUGACGAUGGGGCAGGGUCUGUGCUGCGGAUCCAGCCUUUGCGGGUACAGCGGGACGAAGCCAUCUACGAGUGCACAGCCACCAACAGUCUGGGCGAGAUCAACACCAGUGCCAAGCUCUCGGUGCUCGAAGAGGACCAGCUGCCCCCCGGGUUCCCCUCCAUCGACAUGGGGCCUCAGCUGAAAGUGGUGGAGAAGGCGCGCACAGCCACGAUGCUGUGUGCAGCAGGCGGGAAUCCGGACCCUGAGAUCUCCUGGUUCAAGGAUUUCCUCCCUGUGGACCCCGCCACGAGCAACGGCCGCAUCAAACAGCUGCGUUCAGGGGCCUUGCAGAUUGAGAGCAGUGAGGAGUCGGACCAAGGCAAGUACGAAUGUGUGGCGACCAACUCCGCGGGCACACGCUACUCGGCCCCCGCCAACCUGUACGUUCGAGAUCAGCGAGAAGUGCGCCGUGUGGCUCCUCGUUUCUCCAUCCCUCCCAGCAGUCAGGAGGUGAUGCCGGGCGGCAGCGUGAACCUGACGUGCGUGGCCGUGGGCGCACCCAUGCCCUACGUGAAGUGGAUGAUGGGGGCCGAGGAGCUCACCAAGGAAGACGAGAUGCCAGUGGGCCGCAACGUGCUGGAGCUCAGCAACGUGGUGCGCUCCGCCAAUUACACCUGCGUGGCCAUCUCCUCGCUGGGCAUGAUCGAGGCCACGGCCCAGGUCACGGUCAAAGCUCUACCAAAGCCUCCAAUCGACCUUGUGGUCACAGAGACGACGGCCACCAGCGUCACCCUGACCUGGGACUCUGGGAAUUCAGAGCCUGUGUCCUACUACGGCAUCCAGUACCGGGCUGCAGGCACGGAGGGCCCCUUCCAGGAGGUGGACGGCGUGGCCACCACCCGCUACAGCAUCGGCGGCCUCAGCCCGUUCUCGGAGUACGCCUUCCGCGUGCUGGCGGUCAACAGCAUUGGGCGCGGACCCCCCAGCGAGGCGGUGCGGGCGCGCACCGGGGAGCAGGCGCCCUCCAGCCCCCCUCGCCGCGUCCAGGCACGCAUGCUGAGCGCCAGCACCAUGCUGGUGCAGUGGGAGCCGCCCGAGGAGCCCAAUGGGCUGGUGCGGGGGUACCGCGUCUACUACACGCCUGACGCCCGCCGGCCGCUGAGUGCCUGGCACAAGCACAACACGGACGCCGGGCUCCUCACCACCGUGGGCAGCCUGCUGCCCGGCAUCACCUACAGUCUGCGCGUCCUGGCCUUCACCGCUGUGGGGGACGGCCCACCCAGCCCCGCCAUCCAGGUCAAGACGCAGCAGGGAGUGCCCGCCCAGCCCACGGACUUCCAGGCCGAGGCCGAGUCGGACACCAGGAUCCAGCUCUCGUGGCUGCUGCCUCCGCAGGAGCGGAUCGUCAAGUAUGAGCUGGUGUACUGGGUCGCAGAGGACGAGGACCAGCAGCACAAGGUGACCUUCGACCCCACCUCCUCCUACACCCUAGAGGACCUGAAGCCUGAUACGCUGUACCACUUCCAGCUGGCUGCCCGCUCGGACAUGGGGGUGGGGGUCUUCACCCCCACCAUUGAGGCCCGCACGGCACAGUCCAUGCCCAGCGGGCCACCGCGGAAGGUGGAGGUAGAGCCGGUGAACUCCACUGCGGUGCGCGUCUCCUGGAAGCUACCUGUCCCCAGUAAGCAGCAUGGCCAGAUCCGUGGCUACCAGGUCACCUACGUGCGGCUAGAGAAUGGCGAGCCCCGUGGCGCACCCAUCAUCCAGGACGUCAUGCUGGCCGAGGCCCAGUGGCAGCCAGAGGAGUCCGAGGACUAUGAAACCACCAUCAGCGGCCUGACGCCAGAGACCACCUACUCCAUCACCGUCGCCGCCUACACCACCAAAGGGGACGGUGCCCGAAGCAAGCCCAAGAUUGUCACGACGACUGGGGCAGUCCCAGGCCGGCCUACCAUGAUGGUCAGCACCACAGCCAUGAACACGGCGCUGCUCCAGUGGCACCCACCCAAGGAGCUGCCCGGCGAGCUGGUGGGCUACCGGCUGCAGUACCGCCGGGCGGAUGAGGCGCGGCCCAACACCAUAGAUUUUGGCAAGGAUGACCAGCAUUUCACAGUCACCGGCCUGCACAAGGGGGCCACCUACAUCUUCCGGCUUGCUGCCAAGAACCGGGCUGGCCCAGGAGAAGAGUUCGAGAAGGAGAUCACAACCCCCGAGGACACGCCCAGUGGCUUCCCCCAAAACCUGCAGGUGGUAGGGCUGACCACAACCACCACAGAGCUGACCUGGGACCCCCCAGUGCUGGCGGAGAGGAACGGGCGCAUCAUCACCUACACCGUGGUGUACCGCGACAUCAAUAGCCAGCAGGAGCUGCACAAUGUCACUGCCGACACCCGCUUCACACUCUCCGGCCUCAAGCCGGACACCACGUACGACGUCAAGGUCCGCGCGCACACCAGCAAAGGCGCCGGCCCGCUCAGCCCCAGCAUCCAGUCCCGGACCAUGCCCGUGGUGCAAGUAUUCGCCAAGAACUUCCGUGUGGCUGCCGCGAUGAAGACAUCCGUGCUGCUCAGCUGGGAGGUGCCUGACUCCUACAAGUCGACUGUACCCUUCAAGAUCCUGUACAACGGACAGAGCGUGGAGGUGGACGGGCACUCCAUGCGGAAGCUGAUCGCAGACCUGCAGCCGAACACAGAGUACUCGUUCGUGCUCAUGAACCGUGGCAGCAGCGCGGGGGGCCUGCAGCACCUGGUGUCCAUCCGCACGGCCCCCGACCUCCUGACACAGAAGCCGAUGCCGGCCUCUGCCUACAUCGAGGAUGGGCGCUUCACACUGUCCAUGCCCCACGUGCAGGACCCCUCACUCAUCCGGUGGUUCUACAUCGUGGUGGUGCCCAUUGACCGUGUGGCUGGGAGGAUCCUGACAUCCCCAUGGAACACCCCCGACGAGCUGGAGCUGGACGAGCUUUUGGAGGCCAUCGAGCAGGGCAGUGGAGAGGGGAGGCGGCGGCGGCGGCGGCAGACAGAGCGGCUGAAGCCAUACGUGGCCGCUCAGGUGGACGUGCUCCCUGAGACCUUCACCCUCGGGGACAAGAAGAACUACCAGGGUUUCUACAACCGGCCCCUCUCUCCGGACCUGAGCUACCAGUGCUUCGUGCUCGCCUCCCUCAAGGAACCUGUGGAUCAGAAGCGCUAUGCCUCGAGCCCUUACUCCGAUGAGAUCGUGGUCCAGGUGACAACAGCCCAGCAGCAGGAGGAGCCCGAGAUGCUGUGGGUGACCGGCCCCGUCCUGGCGGUCAUCCUCAUCAUCCUCAUCGUAAUUGCCAUCCUCCUGUUCAAGAGGAAAAGGACCCACUCCCCGUCAUCCAAGGACGAGCAGUCGAUCGGACUGAAGGACUCCCUGCUGGCCCACUCCUCUGACCCCGUGGAGAUGCGGAGGCUCAACUACCAGACACCAGGUAUGCGAGACCACCCACCCAUCCCCAUCACCGACCUGGCAGACAACAUCGAGCGCCUCAAAGCCAACGAUGGCCUCAAGUUCUCCCAGGAAUACGAGUCCAUUGACCCUGGACAACAGUUCACGUGGGAGAAUUCCAACCUGGAGGUGAACAAGCCCAAGAACCGCUACGCCAACGUCAUCGCCUACGACCACUCGCGGGUCAUCCUCACCUCCAUUGAUGGUGUCCCGGGGAGUGAUUACAUCAACGCCAACUACAUCGACGGCUACCGCAAGCAGAACGCCUACAUCGCCACGCAGGGCCCACUGCCCGAGACCAUGGGCGAUUUCUGGCGGAUGGUGUGGGAGCAGCGCACAGCCACCGUGGUCAUGAUGACGCGGCUGGAGGAGAAGUCCCGGGUGAAGUGCGACCAGUACUGGCCACCCCGUGGCACGGAGACCUACGGCCUCAUUCAGGUGACCCUGCUGGACACAGUGGAGCUGGCCACAUACACCAUGCGCACCUUCGCGCUCCACAAGAGUGGCUCCAGUGAGAAGCGGGAGCUACGUCAGUUCCAGUUCAUGGCCUGGCCAGACCACGGGGUUCCCGAGUACCCAACCCCCAUCCUGGCCUUCCUCCGGCGAGUCAAGACCUGCAACCCACUAGAUGCGGGGCCCAUGGUGGUGCACUGCAGUGCGGGCGUGGGCCGCACAGGCUGCUUCGUCGUCAUCGACGCCAUGCUGGAGCGGAUGAAGCACGAGAAGACUGUGGACAUCUACGGCCAUGUGACGUGCAUGAGAUCGCAGAGGAACUACAUGGUGCAGACCGAGGACCAGUAUGUAUUCAUCCACGAGGCGCUGCUGGAGGCCGCCACGUGUGGACACACGGAGGUGCCCGCCCGCAACCUCUACGCCCACAUCCAGAAGCUGGGCCAAGUGCCUCCGGGGGAGAGUGUGACGUCCAUGGAACUCGAGUUCAAGUUGCUGGCCAGCUCCAAGGCCCAUACAUCCCGCUUCAUCAGUGCCAACCUACCCUGCAACAAGUUCAAGAACCGCCUGGUGAACAUCAUGCCCUACGAAUUGACCCGGGUGUGUCUGCAGCCCAUCCGCGGUGUGGAGGGUUCCGACUACAUCAAUGCCAGCUUCCUGGACGGCUAUAGGCAGCAGAAGGCCUACAUAGCCACGCAGGGGCCUCUGGCGGAGAGCACCGAGGACUUCUGGCGCAUGCUCUGGGAGCACAACUCCACCAUCAUCGUCAUGCUGACCAGACUUCGGGAGAUGGGCAGGGAGAAAUGCCACCAGUACUGGCCAGCAGAGCGCUCUGCUCGCUACCAGUACUUUGUUGUUGACCCGAUGGCAGAGUACAACAUGCCCCAGUAUAUCCUGCGUGAGUUCAAGGUCACCGACGCCCGGGAUGGGCAGUCCAGGACAAUCCGGCAGUUCCAGUUCACGGACUGGCCGGAGCAGGGUGUACCCAAGACAGGAGAGGGCUUCAUCGACUUCAUCGGGCAGGUGCACAAGACCAAGGAGCAGUUUGGACAAGACGGACCCAUCACGGUGCACUGCAGUGCUGGCGUGGGCCGCACCGGGGUGUUCAUCACCUUGAGCAUUGUCCUGGAGCGGAUGCGCUACGAGGGCGUGGUGGACAUGUUCCAGACCGUGAAGACGCUGCGCACACAGCGCCCCGCCAUGGUGCAGACGGAGGACCAGUAUCAGCUGUGCUACCGCGCGGCCCUGGAGUACCUCGGCAGCUUUGACCACUAUGCAACGUAACUACCGCUCCCCUCUCCUCCGCGGCCCCUGCCCGGGGGCUCCGGAGGGGACCCAGCUCCUCUGAGCCAUACCGACCAUCGUCCAGCCCUCCUGCACGGACGCUGUUGCUGGCACAGCACAGCCCACUGGGAUCACAGUGUUUCAGGAACAUCGCCACACCACACGGAGAGCCCAGAAGGUCCCGGGCGAGCGGGCAGGCUGCAGGCAGACGCGUGCCUGUCUCUGCACACAGGGCCCCCCCCACCCCCGGCCGCUUCAAGCUCUCUGUCCCGCUGCCGCGUUUCUCAUGCUUCUUCUCAUGGGGUGGGGAGGGGGCAAAGCCUCCUUUUUUAUACAGUAGGUGGGGUAGACUGAGGGGUUCUCACCUCUUCCCUCUGAUCUUUCCUUUUGCAAAUCUGUAACUGCAGAGUGGGCCUCUGGGGGUUGGGGUUUAGUUGGUUUUCUCUUUUUGAGUUGACUUCGGAUCCUUUUUUUGUACGACUUUAUUGCUGAAGGACACAGAACAUGCCUCCUCACAUGCGUGGAACUGGGGCCGCAGCCCAAGCGGAGGCCUCACUGGUCAGCUGUUCAGACAAGAUCCUCUUUCAGCCAAAUGCAGGGAACCACAAGGUUUUUUUUUUAAGUUUUGAUUUGUUUUUCCUUACAAGACUUUUUUUAGGCCCCACAGACAGUGGUGGGCGGGGAGGAGAUAGGAAACACUCAUCUCCAGUUGUCUGUUCCAGUGUGUGUUUAACAUUCACAGCCCAGAACCACAGGCGUGGCCGGGGGGGGGGCCUGGCGAGGCGUUCCUCAUCACCAUAGUGUUUGCAAAGAUCGAAAAAAGCAAAGACAAAAAAACAAACAAAAAAAUCCACAAAAGAAAAAAAAGAAAAAGAAAAACAAGUCAUCUGCAGCCUCUGCCCCGGCCCCACCGAGAGGGGGCGCGGCUCCAAGUGCCUGGGGGUCCCAAGGGAGAUGCCAGCUGACCUCUGUCCCCAGCACUGCAGUACGGCGUGGCGUUGGAAGGUCGUGGGUCUGGUCACGCGGCCCAGGUGGUUGGCACAGGUCAGGGCGCCGUGCCCUGCACACCUCAGGACCAAGCAGGGGCGAGGCUGGCCCUUCAGGUCCAGGCCAGUGGGCCUGGAAGCACAUGUCUGUCCUCGGAACAGAGGACAGGUGAUUUCCCUCCCUGGUUUGCAGCUGUUUCAAAGCCCCUAAGAAUCGCUCUUUUCCACUCCUUCGAGAUGCCCUCAUAGACCAAUGUGGCAAGACUACUGGAUUUCCGUCAAUGGUACUAUACUCAACCCUUAUUAUCUCGGCUUGCUGAGGGGCAGGGAGAGGGCCUCGUCCUCUGGGCAGUACUAUCUAGGUAGGUAAGAGGGGGCGGGGAAGGGUGCAUAGCUGUUUUAGCCCAGGGACGCCACGCAGGCGUCCCCAGAUCUAGCUAGGCUCAGUCAAGAUCAACAAUCCAGGGUUGGUAAUGUUGGAUGAAACAUUCAUUUUUACCUUGUGGAUGCUAGUGCUGUAGAGUUCACUGUUGUACACAGUCUGUUUUCUAUUUGUUAAGAAAACUACAGCAUCAUUGCAUAAUUCUUGAUGGUAAUAAAUUUGAAUAAUCAGAUUUCUUACAAA
Condylura cristata (star-nosed mole) is the source of this 7340-nucleotide messenger RNA. It is a transcript of the gene PTPRF, whose product is annotated as protein tyrosine phosphatase, receptor type, F. The record is from RefSeq and is a predicted model, not a curated record. The transcript has 34 exons. Bases 324 to 5729 code for a protein of 1801 amino acids. Gene Ontology annotation, molecular function: protein binding; protein tyrosine phosphatase activity. Lineage: Eukaryota; Metazoa; Chordata; Mammalia; Eulipotyphla; Talpidae. Gene Ontology annotation, biological process: protein dephosphorylation.